Messenger RNA from Procambarus clarkii (red swamp crayfish), 3078 nucleotides. It is a transcript of the gene Mitofilin, whose product is annotated as inner membrane mitochondrial protein mitofilin. Gene Ontology annotation, biological process: cristae formation. Lineage: Eukaryota; Metazoa; Arthropoda; Malacostraca; Decapoda; Cambaridae. The record is from RefSeq and is a predicted model, not a curated record. Gene Ontology annotation, cellular component: MICOS complex.
CUGGGGUGGGAGAGGGAGAGUGGGACCGUGGGAGAGAGAGUUUUAGUGUUGGUGAGAAGGUGGGAGGGAGAGGAGGAAGAUCUAGCCAGCUACAGUCCUCAGUUCUCCAGUAUAAUGUUGAGGUUGUCUUCUCGUCUGGCUCCUCGCACCACAGCUAAGGUAGUGCGAGUUGGUGGUGCCAGACGACCACAAUCGUCAUACUCGAGCCGAGGAGGUGGCGGCAGCAAGGCCCUAUUGGCAGCAGCCGGUACAACUACGCUUGUGGCUGGUGUAGUUGGCUAUUCUGCUUGGAGCAAUGACAACAGAAAGGCUGUUGAGAACAUCAUUCCUGGAUCCAGGCAUCUCCUGAAUGUUAUUCUUGGCCCAGAGCAAGAGACUGUUUCCCCUAAGAUUCCUAAACCAGAAAUUGGAUUGUUGAAGAAGAAGCUUGAACGUGAAAAGAAGAAAACUGAGGAGAAGGCAGCCUCAGCCAGCAUAGCUAGCAAUGAAGGCAGCAAGACAGAUGAGUAUGGAUUGGACACAACUGUCAUUACAGGAGGAGAGCCGUCCCUUGAGCCUUUCCCAGCUACGCCUUUGGACAAACCAGCAGUUUCAAAUUUUGGAGAGAGAAUAGCUUCAGAAGUAGCAGCUCAGGAUACAGAAAAUGCUGCACUUUGUCAAGCCUUGGAGGAUCUGGCAUCAGUAGCACAAAAAGACAUCACCGCUGCACUUUCUGCUGCUGAGGAUGCGGCCAUAAUAAUCAGGCAACAUGCCGAGAAGGCAUACCAAGCCAUUGACUCAGGGCAAGAUAAAGAGUUACUUUUUGCUGCCGUCGCUGAGCUGUCUAACAAGAAAGCAGAAGUAAUGACAAUUGCCCAACAGAAGAUAUCAGCAGCUGGUGAGGCUGUUACGAAAUUAGAAGAGCAGAUUGCCAGUGGUCUUUCCUCAAGCUUGACCAAGGAGAAUAAGAAUCUGAUUACUGCAGAGGAGGCUGUUGGAGAACUGAAAUAUGCUUUGGAAAACAUUAAAAACAUUGUGACAGAUUCUGAGAGGGAUAGCAAAGUUGUCAGUGAUUAUCGGGAUCUUAUUGAAGCUGGCCGGGAGGAAUUUGAAGCAGAGGUUCGAUCACUUUUACCCGAAGUGAAAUUGGGCGAGACGAGUGACAAAUUAACACCAGAUGAAUUAAAUCUUCUCAUUGCCCACGCCCAUCGUAAGGUUCUUCAGCUGCAAAAGCAAGUUGCUAGUCAACAGACGUUGGAACAUGACCGGUUUAAAGAAGCUCUAAGCAAUCAACGUGAAGAGGACAUGAAGUUAUUGGAAGCAAAAAUAGAUGCUGAAUUAGACAGGCAAAAGCAGAAGUUGGAAGUUGAAUACAAACGCAAGAUGGCACAUCUUCGUGAAGACCUUGAAGGAGAACUACGGAUCCAGCUGAAGCGUCAAGCAGCUGCCCACAGUGACCAUUUGGCUGAUGUAUUAUAUGUACAAGAAAAAGAAUUAGAGACCAAAUGGUCUGAACUCCUGCAGGACCAGCUUCAGUCAGAAAAGGAUAGAUAUCUGACACGUGUUGCCAGGAUGCAGGGACAGCUAGAUGGCCUCAAGAAUGCACUGUCAGCCCGAGCUGAUGUUGAUAAAGCUGCUUAUGCUGCUCGUGAGCUAUGGCUGGCAUGUGAGGCCUUACGAAGUGCACUGAGACUUGGAACUGAUGGUGCUAAAUCAUGGGAGGAACAGCUCAGACCUCUUAGUGAACAAAUAUCAGCAAUCAAGGCAGCAACAGGCAAUGGUAAUCCUUACGUUGGUGCAGUGUUGAGUGCUGUGUCUGAAGAGGCUCAGACCCGUGGAGUGUACACAGAAGAAGCCUUGAGAGAACGCUUUAUAAAGGUUGAAAGAAUUUGUAAGCGUGUAUCUAUGAUAGGCGAUAAUGGUGGUUCUCUAAUUACGUAUCUUCUCUCAUUCAUACAGAGUUUUUUGGUCCUAAAUGCCUUUGAAUACUUGCCUGGCACUGAAGUUCGUAAUGAAGAGAUUGCAGUUGACACCCUCUCCACCUAUGAUAUCUUAGCCAGAGCCAGAUAUUGCCUUGACAAGGAUGAUCUGUCUCUAAGCGUUCGUUACAUGAAUCUACUCCGUGGGGAACCUCGCAAUGUUGCCACAAGUUGGUUAAAGGAAGCCAGACUAACUCUUGAAACACGUCAAGCUGCCGAUGCUCUUUUGGCUCAUGCUGCUGCUACUGCCGUUAAGGCUCUGUAAAGCAUUUGGAUUCAACAACUAGCAAGUUACUGCCUCCAAACCUGGCAUCUGGAAGCAGUCUCACAUUCUCUAAAACAACAAAUUUACUAUAGUAAUAUGAAUUAAUCUCAUUUAUUAAGAAAAAAUCAUAAUAUACGGUACUAAGUAUUUUCUUCACAUCUUGUAUGAAUUUUUUGCUGGGGCUUCUAAUUGAUUAAUAAUAUAGGUUUUGUCAUGUUUACCCAAGAAGAGGGAAGAUUUUUACCCCGUGGAACAAAUGCCAUAAAAAGCGAUGUGAUGAAUAUGAGCUCCAUUAUUUGCAAAUGCAAUAUGAGGAGUAUAGGGAUUGAUAAACAUUUACUCUUAUUUUAGCAUUGAAAUUUGUCAAUAAAUAUCCGCUUCAAAUUCAAAACUAACUUGACUAUUUGUGUGUGAAAGCUUUGGGUAGGAUUGAAGUAAUAUGCUAACUGAAAUUCACAAAUGGCCUGAACGAUUCACUUUUAAAAUUGAAAGUAAUGUGGAUAUUUCUGGUCGGGAGUUCGGUUCACCACAUUCCUUAAUAUAUAACUAAAGUACUGUAAUAUGUUCCUUGCAGAUCAGAACAGGCAGAAAUAACAUGAAGCUUUUUAGUGAAAUUAAGUAAUGUGUUAAGUGGUAUAUUGGGGCAAAUCUUAAAUAUCGGAAUAACUUUGAUUAUUUGUAAUAUAAGACAGAAUUGUGGUUGUUGAUUAUCCAGUAGUAAAACAGUCUCUAUCACUUAUUUCGAGUCUCUGUUUACUCAUGUUACACAAAGUAUCAUUAGUCAGACUCACAAUAUGUACAUAUUGUUUAUACUGUGUAAAGGAUCUUACUUUGGGAAAUGAAAUUAUACCAAUA